CAGAGUUAACGGAGUGGGAUGUAAAUUAUAAAUCCCAGCCCUGAAGUCUCAAUGGACUCGAACUGUCUGGAUACUGGAUAGCUAGAUUUAUGCGUUCUGAAAGGAAACCAGUGCUGUAUUCAUAGUCUCGCUUACAACCUAUUCACAAGGGUCUGUAGGAUUUAGUUGUGCCAAUAAGGACCAGGCUGAUUGCAGCAGCGGUGGACUAGCUGGAUUUUGUACUGGUGUAGAGCUUGCCCCGAAUUUCACUUGUUAGUGUACUCACAAAGAACUGCAGGUUCUCUAACUGGUACCGGUGCGACAGGAGUUGCCCGAGUGUCUUGUGAACUGCUGCGCAGCGCGCAGAUUGGGGCUCAGGCGCACAGCAUGUUGGAACGUUGCCCGGUGGCACUUACCGCUGUAUUAAUCGCUAUCCUGGCGAUAGGGGAGUCUACAUUAGGAUCAAAGGUCAGACCGCCUGUUUUGAAUAUAAAGAGCAACCAACAUGUUAUUUUAGUCAAACAGACUCUGAAGCUCACAUGCAGUGGGAAAAAGCCACAUUCCUGGUCUUUGCCAGACAGUGUCCAUAAGGCUGGCCAAAGACUUAGUAUAGUUCCUUACAGGUGUGGAGAAAACAGCACUCUCUUCUGCAAUAGUCUCACACUGACCUCAACUCAGAUUACGGACACUGGAUUCUACAGAUGCAAAUACAAUAUGGCCAAUGGUACAAAAAGAAAAAGAACAGAGACUGCUGUGUAUGUGUAUAUUAAAGAUGAAGCCAAUCCAUUUGUGAAGUCAUACGUCGACAAACCUAAAGUUUUAUACAUGGAACUUGGCAUGAAACUGGUUAUCCCUUGCAGAGUAACAGCUCCAGAUAUAAAUGUCACUUUGAACAAGAUUCCAGAGGGUAAUCUGAAACCAGAUGGAAAAGCUAUUAUGUGGGACAGCAGAGAAGGCUUCAUCAUUCCAAAUGCAGGUUAUAUGUUUAUAGGGCUUCUGUCAUGUAAAGCAACCUCACAGGGGCAGAACUUCACAACAACAUAUUUAACACAACGGCAAGUAAAACCCUCAUUUAUUGAUCUGCAUCUAAAUACAACCGGUGUCAUUGCACUGCUCAGGGGAGAACUGCUUGCUAUUAACUGUACUGCUACCACGGAGCUGAACACCAGAAUUACAUUUAAAUGGACCUAUCCUGAUAAAGCCCCUGAAGUACCUCAUAUAACAAAAGGAAUUAACCAGAGUUAUAAGGAUAACAAAUUCUACAGUGCCCUUGUCAUAAACAAUGUGAGUCAGGCUAACCAAGGCACAUAUACCUGUCAUGCAGAGAGUGGAGGAGUUUUUAAUUCUACCAAAACAACAGUUGUUGUACACAAUAAGCCAUUUAUUAAAGUGAAGCACAAAAGCAAAGCCAGGGCCAUUGCUGGUCAGAAAUCCUAUACUAUGUUGAUGAAAGUGGAGGCAUUUCCCCCGCCAGAGGUUGUAUGGCUAAAGGACGGAGUACCUGCAGCGACACAGUGUGUCCGUUAUAAGGUUAAUGGCUACACCUUAACUAUAAAUGACGUCACUGAAGAAGAUGCUGGAACGUAUACCAUGAUGCUGAGAAUACAACAGAAGAAAUUUUAUAAGAACUGUUCAGUUGUCCUUACUGUAAAUGUAAAACCACAGAUAUGUGAGAAGGCAGUAUCGUUUCAAAAUCCCACAACAUACCCUCUCGGCAGCAAACAGACUUUGAAGUGUACAGCUUAUGGAAUACCACGCCCCAAAUUCCAGUGGGCAUGGAAGCCAUGUCCUUCCAAUGACUGCAAAACACAGUGUGAUAGCCGCACAAAUGCCAGACAUUGCUUUGUCUUCUUGAAUACUAGCUCUACUGUGGGAAACAGAAUUCACAGCAUCAGUGAACGAACAGAAUUAUUACAAGGGAAGAAUAAGACAGUUGGCAUUCUAGUUGUUGCAGAAUCCAAUGUUUCUGGAAUUUAUCGCUGCAUUGCCCACAACAAAAUAGGAAAUGAUACCAGGGACACUAAUUUUUAUGUCACAGAUGUACCAAGAGGGUUUCACAUUGCAUUUGAACAAUCACCAACAGAAGGUGAAGACAUGUCUCUGCCUUGUAGGGCAAACAGAUUCCUUUAUACAGAUAUGGAGUGGCAUAUCCCAAAUUUUUCACCUCUUCACAUGAUGUAUAAUAUCACAAGUGACCUGAAUGGGACUAGUUUUGAAAGGUACUCCAAAGCCCUGUACCUAAAUAUCAGGAAUAUCUCUAAAGGUCAGUCUGGUACAUACACCUGCACAGCCAGGAAUCUCUAUACUGGAAAACAAGAGCUGCAGCAAAAGAUGAUCAGUAUCAGACCUCAAGAAGCUCCCCAGCUUGUUCACAACCUGUCUGAUAUGCUUGUGAAUCUCAGUGGUGACGUAGCGUUGAACUGCCAGGCUAAAGGUGUGCCAGCUCCAUUCACAUCCUGGUACAAGAAUAACCAGGUGAUCCAGCAAGCCCCAGGGAUCAUUUUAGGACAAGAAAAUAGCACACUUUUAAUUCAACGAGUUAAACAAGAAGAUGAGGGACUUUAUGAGUGCAAAGUGACCAAUCAGAAGGGGGCAGUGACAAGUUCAGCAUAUCUUAAAGUACAAGCUGGUUUCAACACUGGAUUUCUUGCUCUGACUGGAAGAGCCGGAAGAGCAGAGAACUCUAACCUGGAAGUAAUAACGUUGACGUGUACCUGUGUGGCUGCAACACUCUUCUGGCUCUUGCUAACACUCUUCAUUCGCAAGAUGAAACGGCCUGGCUUUCCAGAAGUAAAAACUGACUACCUCGCCAUCAUGAUGGACCCCGAAGAAGUACCUCUGGAUGAGCAGUGUGAAUGUCUGCCAUAUGAUGCAAACAAAUGGGAGUUUCCACGGGAAAGAUUAAAGCUAGGAAAAUCCCUUGGCCAUGGUGCAUUUGGAAAAGUUCUGCAAGCAACUGCAUUUCGCAUUCAAAAAUCAUCAGGUUGCCAAACUGUUGCUGUUAAAAUGCUAAAAGAGGGGGCUACAGCAAGUGAAUACAAAGCUCUGAUGACAGAACUAAAGAUCUUGAUUCACAUUGGUCACCAUCUGAACGUCGUUAACCUAUUAGGUGCUUGUACCAAACAAGGAGGCCCUCUGAUGGUGAUUGUUGAAUACUGCAAGUACGGCAAUUUAUCAAACUACCUCAAGAGCAAACGGGAUGUUUUUGUAAUACACAGGGACACUGUGCCUCAGCAGGAGCAAAUGAAAGAAAAGCCCCACACAGAGCAGCUGGAAGGUAAAAAGAAGAGAGGAGACAGUAUCACAAGCAGUGAGAGUUCGAGCUCUAUUAGCUCAGGAUUUGAUGAAGACAAAGGUCCAAGUGAUGUUGACGAAGAAGAUAUGGAUUCAGAUACUUUUUACAAGCAACCCAUAACAAUGGAGGAUCUAAUUUCUUACAGUUUUCAGGUUGCUCGAGGCAUGGAGUUUCUGUCUUCAAGAAAGUGCAUCCAUCGAGACCUGGCAGCCAGAAACAUCCUGCUAGCUGAGAACAAUGUAGUCAAAAUCUGCGACUUUGGCCUUGCAAGGGAUAUUUACAAGGAUCCUGACUAUGUGAGAAAAGGAGAUGCACGACUUCCAUUGAAAUGGAUGGCUCCUGAGUUUAUUUUUGAUAAAGUGUACACCACGCAGAGUGAUGUUUGGUCAUAUGGAGUACUGCUGUGGGAAAUCUUUUCUUUAGGUGCUUCUCCAUAUCCAGGAGUCCAAAUAGAUGAAGAGUUUUGCCAGCGAUUAAAAGAAGGUACACGAAUGAGAGCGCCUGAAUAUGCAACACCAGAAAUAUAUCAAACAAUGCUAGACUGUUGGCAGAGUGAGCCAAAAGAAAGACCAACGUUUCCAGAACUGGUAAAAAGACUAGGAGAUUUACUUCAAGCAAAUGUUCAACAGGACGGCAAGGAUUAUAUCCCAUUAAACACCAUUUUAACACCAAACAGUAAUUUUGGAUGUUCCAGUUCAGAAUCUACAAGUCAUUGUGUACGAGACAACAUUCCAACUUCAGGAUUUCACAAUGAAAGCUUUGGAAGUCUUGGGUACGUAAAUACCCUUAAGAAAAAUCGGCCUGAAAGUGUGAAAACAUUUGAUGAGCUAUCACCAAAGAACUCAAAAAUCACAGAUGACUAUCAAGCUGACAGUGGAAUAGCAAUGGCUUCCGAGGAGUUCAAACGUCUGACAUGGACAGGCUGCAACAAACAAAAGCAACUUCAACCGUCUGGUAUGAAAAAUGCAAGCAGAAGUAAGGAAUCCAUGAAAUUUACAAGCAAUAGCAAAGAGUCUGUAUCUCAGGAAGCUGCUGAUAACAAAAUCAGUUACAACCUUCACUGCAACCACAUUGAUGAGAACAGCAGAGGGUUUGGGCGUAAUGUUAUAGUGCACAACCAUAUGGCGUGCUGUGCACCUCCACCUGAUUAUAAUUCAGUGGUUUCAUACACAUCUCCACCUAAAGCAAAUUAGGAGAGGCAUCUUUCUGUUUUGCCUAAUUUGUUCUACAAUGCAGCUAAACAUAUUUUCAUCUAAAGACAUUUGAAGUCACGUUUCUUCAUUCAUUCUUCCAUUUAUACUGUAAUCACUUUUUAUUCUACAAGCUUUAGCCAUGUAACUGCCACAGAGACAGUCUGAAGAAACUAUUUUUUUAGAAAACAUUUAACAAAUAAAUUAAGGAAUAUUUAAUUUUACUACUAUAUAACAGUUAGCAAAAAGUGGUUUAAGAAACUGUAUUUCUAAACUUGAGAAUGUAUGGCACUUAAAUCAUGUUAUCCCUUUUUGUUAAUAUUAUUUUAACUAAUAUACUGAUAGUAGUUUAAUCAUAAAAGGCCAAAAUGUGACAGAAUGUAUAGAUAAUUUACAUUUUUAUGGCUGUAAGACUGCUUGACUAAUGCAGAUGACUGUAUUCUUGUUGUCAUUCUGUGUAUUAUAAAGUGGCGUUUUUCUUUGUUUUCUCAA
Protopterus annectens (West African lungfish) is the source of this 4956-nucleotide messenger RNA. RefSeq names its product fms related receptor tyrosine kinase 1 (gene FLT1). Gene Ontology annotation, molecular function: vascular endothelial growth factor receptor activity; ATP binding. Bases 367 to 4467 code for a protein of 1366 amino acids. NCBI's taxonomy places the organism in Eukaryota, Metazoa, Chordata, Ceratodontiformes, Protopteridae. Gene Ontology annotation, cellular component: signaling receptor complex; plasma membrane. The record is from RefSeq and is a predicted model, not a curated record. Gene Ontology annotation, biological process: vascular endothelial growth factor receptor signaling pathway; positive regulation of kinase activity; protein phosphorylation. The transcript is spliced from 31 exons.